AUGAGCGAACUCCUUAUAAGAUCAAAGAGUGGUGUUAAAUUAUAUGAGUUUAAGAAAUUAGAAAAUUUGUAUGAAAGUAACAUUAUAUUUGAAUAUGAGGGAUGUAUCCAUGAUGCAAUAUGGUCAUAUGACGGUAAUUCGUUUUUACUUUUACAUUCCAUAGAAGGUUUAUUAUUAAUUAGUAAUUAUGAAGAGAAAAAGAAAAGAAAGAUUGAAAAGAUUGCUUGUAUAGAUAAAUAUAAGGAAUUGUUUGAUAAUGAAAAUAUAAAAUUAAUUAAACAUGUUCAGUGGUCUCCCAAUAAUAGAUUUAUAGUUUUUUUUUUUCCAUAUGAAGAAGAGAAACAUAAUAAAUUAGGGAAUCUGCUAGUAUGGAAUGUAAAAGAUAGGAAUAUAUUAUGUUCAUUUAAAAUUAAAAAAAAGAGUUGUAGUAAUUGGCCCGUAAUUAAUUUUACGAAUGAUGAUAAUUAUUUCUUUUUACAAAAAAAAACAGAUAUUUAUAUAUACGACACAUUAAAAUUAAUACAAGAUCAUGAUAAUAUAACAUAUCUUCAUAAUAACGAUAUACCUUUAAAUUAUAUCUAUACGUGGAAUCAGCCAAACGUGUUAGCAAUAUAUAUGUCUUCUUAUAUGAGUGAUGAUAAAUGUCGAUUUUUUAUAGUACAUACGAAAAAUAAUUUUUUGGGAGAUGUGUACAUAUUUAAAAUUAAAGGAUUGAGCAAUAGUAAAAUGGUUAGUUAUAAUGUUAGGGAGGAUAAAGAGAAGGCCGACGAAAAAAAAAAUGUAGACGACAAACAUGUAGAUGAAAUAAAUGUAAAGGACAAACAUGUAGAUGACAAAAAUGUAAAGGACAAACAUGUAGAUGAAAUAAAUGUAAAUGAAAUAAUUGUAGAUGAAAUAAAUGUAAAGGACAUAGGAGGAGAGAUUAAUGUAGAUAACAAUAUAUCAUAUAUAAAAGAUCCAUCAUGUGUUGAAAAAAUAAAAAUUGAAUUACUUAUUAGAAAAAGCUUCGAUAAUUUAGACGCCCUAACGUGCCUGUGGUCAAUCAGUGGUAAGUAUUUAAUCUUUUUAGUAAAUACAAACGAUACUACAAAUAAAUCGUAUGGAUAUUUAAGCAAUUGUUAUUUUUGCUCAUUAGUUUCUAAAAAUAUACAUAUAAAAAGAAUUAACGAACAGGUUGCUCAAGAUGUAAAAUGGAGUAAUAUAAAAGAUGAAUUUUUAAUUAUAGAAGGCAAGUCAGAUAAUAUCAUUUUAUUAUAUGAUCAUGAUUUAAAUAUAAAAUGUAAAAUUUAUUCACAAUAUAAAAAUACCAUAAAAUGGGGACCUUUUGGUAAUAUGAUUGCUUUAGGUGGUUUUGGUAAUCUAGCAGGAGAUAUUAAUUUUUAUUAUAAAGAAAUAGAUAAUAGUGUAUCUAUAAUUAAAAAAUAUAGAGAAGCAUGUACUGUUCUUUGUGAUUGGUCCUAUGAUGGUACAUUAUUUAUGACAGCUUCGACAUAUCCAAGAAUGAAAGUAGAAAAUGUCUUUAAAAUAUAUACUUAUGAAGGUACCCUAGUUAAUAGUUAUAAUUUUAAUGAAUUGUAUGAUGUCAAAUGGAAAAAGGCUUUACCAGGUUUCUUUAAGCAACCAGCAAAACCGCAGCCCAAUUUAUUAGAUAGUUGUAAUAAAAAAAGUGUCUACAAAAUAAAGAACCUAGAUCAUCUUUUGAAUAUUACUCAGAAUAAUACAAUCAUAAAUAAUAAUAAUAAUAAUAUGAAUGGAAUAAAUAGUAGUAUUCAUAUGAAUACUAUAAAUAGUAAUAUCCACAUGAAUGGUAUAAAUAAUAUUAACGUUGGAAUGUCUUAUGUAAACAACAUGAACAAUAAAAUGAUGAACAAUAAUAAUAAUAAUAAUAAUAAUAAUAAUAAUAAUAAUAAUAACCUUACAAAUCCUACUAGUUAUUCAUUUGAUGUAUAUGAUGAAAAUAAUAUAAAUGUAAAUGUAAAUAUAAAUGAAGUACUUGAAAAGGAUAAGACAAAAACAAACAAAAGUAUGGCCGGUACAACCAGCACAUCGUUAUCUAAUUUAACAAGCAAUUUGUUAAACGGGCAUAGGAAAAAAAAAACGGAGAAAGUAAAAAAUGCUUACGACUGGGAUGUUGAUUGGAGAAAAAAAAAAAGCAUGGGUAUCAUGAAUAAUGUGAUGAACAUGAACAAUGUGAUGAACAUGAACAAUGUGAUGAACAUGAAUAAUGUGAUGAACAUGAACAAUGUGAUGAACAUGAACAAUGUGAUGAACAUGAACAAUGCGAUGAACAUGAACAAUGUGAUGAACAUGAAUAAUGUGAUGAAUACGAAUAAUAUGAUGAACACAAAUAAUAUGAUAAACACAAAUAAUAUGAUAAACACAAAUAAUAUGAUAAACACAAAUAAUAUGAUAAACACAAAUAAUAUUGAUAUGAAUCAACGAGACAAUUAUAUCGCCAGUGAACAAACAACACAAGAUGACAAAAAUCUGACGCUUAAGAACGAUAAAGUUUUGAAUAGUAACCUAAACAGUAGUAAUAAAAAUAUAAACGUAAUGUUGGACAACAUCAGAAGUAGAGAUAAUUCUGAGAACGGAAUAAUAAUCUUACAAAAUAAGUUAAACAAUUAUCAUGACAAGGCUAAUAUAAAUGAUAAUAUGAAUAAGGAUGAACAUGUUGUUGAAGAAAAGAAGAAACCCAAAAAAAAAAAAAAAGAAAAGGAAAAAAAAGAAGAUCAGGAAAAGGGAAAAGAUAAAGAUAAAGAAAAAAAAGAAGACCAUGAAAAGGGAAAAGAUAAAGAUAAAGAAAAAAAAGAAGAAAUGAAUAAUGAGAAAUAUAACACACCUGAGCAACCCAUUAAAAUAAAUAAUAACAAUAUGAAUGAUGUCAAUAUUAAUGAAGAUGAUAAAUUAUAUAGCAACUCCAAACCUACAAAAGAACAAAAUAAGUUACAAGAGAUGGGACAUAUAAAAACUAUAUCAUUAGACGACAUAAAUAAAAAUAAAGGAAAAGAUAAUCAAACAAAUGAAAUAAAAAAAGAUAUAAAGGAUAAGGAAAAGAAUAUAGCAAAUAUUAAUAUGAAUACAAAUGAGGAUAAGGAUAAGGAUAAGGAAAAAAAUACAACAAAUGAAAUAAAAAAAGAUAUAAAGGAUAAGGAAAAGAAUAUAGCAAAUAUUAAUAUGAAUACAAAUGAGGAUAAGGAUAAGGAUAAGGAAAAAAAUACAGAAAGGGUUGAUAGUAAUAUGAAUGAAGAAAAGGAUCAAGAUAAAAAAAAAAAGAAAGAAAAUAAAAAUAAAAAAUCAAAAAAGAAAAAGAAUGACAAUAAUAAUGUGGAUGUUGUAUAUAAUGAUAAUGUACCCAAGGAUAAGACAUACAAUGAUGAUGAUAAUAAUAAUAAUAAUAAUAAUAAUAAUAAUAAUAAUAAUAAAGAAGUAGAGAAAAAUAAUUCUUCUGCAGGUUCGAAUAGUUUUUCAAACAUAUUAUUAAAAAUAAUAAAAUAUAAAAAUGAUACAAAUAAUACAAAUAAUACAAAUAAUGCAAAUAAUACAAAUAAUACAAAUAAUACAAAUGAUACAAAUAAUACAUAUGAUAACAAUCAAUGUCAUAUAAAGAAAAAUAUGAACGAAGAAUUAAAUAAAGACUUAGAUUAUAUGAAAAGACAAAUAAAUAUACCAAAUCCAAAACACAUCAUGAACAACAUCAAUAAUAAUGGUACAGGUGUCGAACAUAUGAGUGAUAUAUCCACAUUAAAUUGUAAUAAAAAAAAUAAUGACAUGGCCAUAAGAAUAUCCAAUCAAUAUAAUAAUGAAAAUAUAAAAAUGUAUACUAAUAAAAAUAUACCAUUAUAUGGUGAUGAAUUUUUAAAAGAUAUUAAAAAUGGAAAAUAUAAUAUCAGUGAUAUGAAUAUAACAAAAGAUAUGAUGAUAAAUAAUAUGAAGAAUAAUAUGAUGUUAAAUCAUGUUUUAAAAAAUAAUGAUAUGAAAAAUAAUACAAUAGGAGAAAAUAAUAAUAAUAAUAAUAAUAUGUUUAAUACAAUGAAUAUAUCGAAUAUUAACGAUAUACAAAGUAUUAAUACACUUAAUAAUAUCGUAUUAGAAAAUGCUUUAUUAAGAAACGAAUUACCAAUAUAUCAAAGUAAAGGCAAAGACAAUGAAAAUGGGAUCAGCAGGAAUAACACAAAUGAUAACAUGAAUAGUAUUAAUAGUAUUAAUAGUAUGAAUAGUAUGAAUAGUAUGAAUUGUAUGAAUAGUAUGAAUAGUGUUAAUAGUAUGCACAACGUACAUAACAAUGUGCCGUCCAAGGAAAAUUUAAUAAACAUAUUUAAAAAAAUUUUACCACAUGCUAAAGUUAAUAUUGUAGGAAAUAACAAUAAUAAUAUAGAUAACAGAAAUUCGACGAAGAGCCUUGAUUCGUAUAAUAUGUAUGACACCCAAAACAACUCAAGUUUGAAUAGGGGGGGGAUGCAUCAAAGUUUUAAGAGACAAGAUAGUUUUAAUUAUUCUUAUAAAGAAGGUAAUAACAAUAAUAUUGAUAACAAUAAUAAAAAUAUGUUUAAUGAAUAUUCAAGAGAACAUUUAAUAAAAGAAAUGAUGUUAAAAAAAUAUCUUAUGAAUAAUAAAGAAUAUGAUAAUAUUAAUAAUUUUAGUUUAAUUAAACUUGAUGAUAUACAAUCUAUACAGAAGAAGGUAGAAAUUAAUAAUAAGUUUAAUGUUGAUGGUGUUAAUAAUAAUAUUGAUAAUGUGGAUUAUAUGAAUAAUCAACAAUAUGAUAUGCCACAGAACCUAAAAAAUCAACUUGAUAAUCUAGACUUUUUUGAAUUAUUAAAAUGUUAUCAUUCUUUAAAUAUACAACAAAUCCAAAUAAAAUUAUAUUGGAUAUAUUACAAAAUACAAAUGUUUGAACAAAGUAAUUUAAUAUCAUGUCAUACUAAAGAUAUGAAAAUAUUAUAUAAAUUAAAAGAAAUUAAACAUAUAUUAGAAUAUACAAAUCAUUUAUUAAAAGAUCAUUUUAUAAAAAAUAAAGAAAAAUAUCAAUCCUUAUUACAACAAUUUAUAAUAAUAUUAAAACAUCAUGAUAAUUUAUAUCUACAGAAAAGAGAGAAACUUAUAACAGACCAUUAUGAUAAACAAAAUGUUGUACAUUUUAUAUGUAACAUAGAAAAAUUCAUAGAAAAAAAUAUGAAUCUAACGGAUACUUUUUUUAUAUCUUCAAAUUUACAUUCUGUACCUUCCAAAACAAUUAAUAAUAAAUUAGGAACAGCAAAUAGUCUUAUUAAUGAAAAUAGAAACAAUAUAAAAAAUAAUGAUCAUCAUCAUACAAGAGGAAACCAAAAGAUAAUAGAUAAUUUUAAUAAUAUCGAUAUAAACAAAAUAAAUGAUAAUAAAUAUGUACAAAAUAAAUAUUAUGAUCACAAUGUAUCCAAUAAUUAUAUUUAUCAUCAAAAUGUAUCGAAUAAUAAUAAUAAUAUGAACGAUUUAAAUCAAAAUCUGGAAUUUCAAAAAAAAUUUAUUGUUCAUAAAAUGAAUGAUUAUUUUAAAAAUAUGAACGCUACAAAUGAACAAAAAAAAAUUUUUUUAAACAAAAUGAAUUUAACAGAAGAACAAAAAAUAUUUUUCUUAAAAAACCUAAAUAUAAAAGAUGAAGAAUUCAUAGAACCUAAUAAUACCAAACAGGCUUUCGCAAACUGUAUUAAUAAUAAUAAAAUAAAAAAUAUAGACGAAAAAGAAAAAAAAGACAAAACAAACAAAACAAACAAAACAAACAAAACAAGUCAAAUAAAACAAACAAGUCAAACGAAUCAAACAAGUCAAACAAAUCAAACAAGUCAAACAAAUCAAACAAAUCAAACAAGUCAAACAAAUCAAACAAAUCAAACAAGUCAAACAAAUCAAACAAAUCAAACAAAUCAAACAGACAAAAAAGGAGGGGAUACUUAUAUUGAUACUCCUUACUCUAGAUCAAGUUAUUUUUCUAUAAAUGAUCCAAAUGCUGAUAAGACUAAAGAGAAUAUAAAAAAAAAUAAUGAACAGACUGAUCAUAAUGAAGAUGCUAUAGGAGGCUCUCCUUUGCUCAAACUUAUAAAUAAAUCCCAUGGGCAGAGAGUUGAAAAUAAUAUUAAUAGUAUGAAUAAUAUAAACAAUAUGAACAAUUUAAACCAUAUGAACCUUAUGAAUAACAUUAACUAUUUUAAUAAUCGGCUUGACGAUAGCCAAGGUGUAGAAAAUGAACAAUCAAAAUGGCUAUCGCAGAAGAAUGUUCUACUCAAUAUUUUAAAAAAAAAACAUAAAAAAUUAAAAGACGACAAUAAUGUAGUUGUGUCAAACUCAAAUGAAGAAAAUUAUAUGAAAAAUAUAAAAAACGAGUUAAAUAAAGAUAUGAACACUUUUCAAUUUAAUAAUAUCCCAGAAAAUAUUUUAGAAAAAUUAAAAAAUAUAAUUCAUAUGAGUAAUAAGGAUGGAACAGAUUUACAAAACCAUCAAGCAGAUCUAAUAAAUUAUAUUUACCAAAAUAAACAAAUGGAUGGUAUUUUACACUCUUUUACAAAUUGUAAUGAUAUUAAUGAACAAGCAAAAAGUAACGUGAAUCAAACAAAAGAUAAAUUGAAGAAUAUAAAUAAUCUUAACACACAUUCCGGAAUAUUAGAAGAACAAAAUAAUACACAUUUACAUCUCUACGCACAACAACAAAGAAAUUUACGAAAUCUAAUGAAUACAAAUGAGGGAGACACAAAUAUACCUAAUCUUACUCAAAAUAAAAAUCAUAUAAAUAGUAAUACGUCCUUUUUGAACACUGGCAAUGAUGAAAAUAAUAACAAAAAUGUGAAUGAAUUUAUUCGUAUCAUGAAUAAUGAAUGUAUGUUAAAUUUACAAAAAAAAAAUUUAAACAACAUCAAUCCAUUAAAUAAUAAUAACAACAAUAGUAAUAAUAAUAAUAAUAAAACAUUAGUGGCAAUGAAAAAUAUUGUAGAGGAAAAAAAACAAACAAUUAUAGAUAAUGAUACAAAUAUAAUAUCAAACCAUUUUUUGACAAAUGAACAUCAAGGUAAAGGUGAUACUACCAAAACAUUUUAUAUAAAUAAGAAGAAUCAAAACGUAUUAUCUCAAUCCUUAAAUAAUCAAACUGCUGUUGUUAACAAAGGAAUUUCAAAUAAGCAUAAAACAAACAAUAUUGUGAGUAAUAAAAAUUUGAAUAGUUCAUUAGAUAAAAAAAAUGUACAACAAAGCAAUAUGCUAGAAUUAGAAGAUACCAAAAGACCAGAUGCUCUAAGAGAUAAAUGUUGGCAAUAUGUGGAUCCUAAGGGGGUAGUGCAAGGUCCGUUUUAUUUAGAUGAAAUGCGUGUAUGGAGCGAAAUGGGAUAUUUCGAACCCAUGUUGCCUGUACGAUGUUGUGAUUCAGAUCGUUUCGUAGCUCUAAACAAACUCUUCCCACCUCCUUUAAAACCUUUUACUGUCGUCCCAAAACCUCAACCAGUAUUACAAUGGGAAGAAGAAUUGUUGUAA
Plasmodium reichenowi is the source of this 7497-nucleotide messenger RNA. RefSeq names its product eukaryotic translation initiation factor subunit eIF2A, putative. The coding region runs from base 1 to 7497 and encodes 2498 amino acids. Gene Ontology annotation, biological process: translational initiation. Lineage: Eukaryota; Apicomplexa; Aconoidasida; Haemosporida; Plasmodiidae. The transcript has 2 exons. The record is from RefSeq and is a predicted model, not a curated record. Gene Ontology annotation, cellular component: cytosolic small ribosomal subunit. Gene Ontology annotation, molecular function: protein binding; tRNA binding; mRNA binding.